AUGGCCGCAUCAUAUGAGUUCAGGCGCGUGUUCGCGGCGUUCGAUCAGGACGGCGACGGCAAGAUCUCCACGACCGAGCUGCGGCUCUGCAUGAAGGCGGCGCUGGGCGGCGACAUGUCGGCCGAGGAGGUGCAGGCCCUGAUGGUGUCCGCGGACGCCGACGGUGACGGGUUGCUGGACGAGGAGGACUUCCUGAGGCUGGUGCGGGAGACGGACGCCGGCAAGGAGGAAGAGGGAGACAGAUGCAAAGAGGCGUUCGGGAUAUACGAGAUGGAAGGGAGGGGCUGCAUCACCCCGCUCAGCCUCAAGCUGAUGAUGAGCAGGCUAGGGCUGCACCUGAACGUUGACGAGUGCCAGGCCAUGAUCCGCCGGUUCGACCUCAACGGCGACGGGGUGCUCACCUUCGACGAGUUCAAGACCAUGAUAAUGAUGGCAUGACAUACAAAAACUGAACUUUGUAUACUUUCUCGGGUUGAUUGUAAUUCCUUAAUUUCUAUCUUCGAUUCGGCGGCACAUACAAGUGUAUUGUUCUAUAGCCAACUAGACUGGCUUAAUAUCCCAACACCCAUAUCCCUUGAGAAAAACAAAAGUGCCAAACUAAAAAAGAUGAACAAAUGACAAUGCUUCCAUUUCCAGUGCUCCACUAUAAUAUCAGUGGAUACCUGGGAGGGACAUGACACAUCUAUAAAAUGUUGCAACGAAGAAAAAACAUCUUUCCAGCAGUAGCCUAUAAAUAGCACUUUACCCAUCAUUGUUCCAACAUACCUGGUCCUAAUGAAAACAGAUGGACCAGCAGACUUCACACUUGACACGCUUCGGUAAAAAGAACAGACAGGUAUUAAAAAAAAGGAGCUAUAAAAUCUUAGCAGAUCACUAUGACAAGCAGAAACUACACACCGACACGGUGAGACCUUAGCUAAAACUCAAACUGGGAAAGGAGGAACAUUUUCAGCUAGGAAAUGGUACUUACAAAGACCCACUAUAAAACUAUAGGGAUAAGGUAUCUUGAGAAAGUAGCAUGUAAAAAAA
This is a messenger RNA of Aegilops tauschii subsp. strangulata, 1029 nucleotides long. The record is from RefSeq and is a predicted model, not a curated record. Lineage: Eukaryota; Viridiplantae; Streptophyta; Magnoliopsida; Poales; Poaceae.